Hydatigera taeniaeformis is the source of this 231-nucleotide messenger RNA. NCBI's taxonomy places the organism in Eukaryota, Metazoa, Platyhelminthes, Cestoda, Cyclophyllidea, Taeniidae. The record is from the annotation of a GenBank genome assembly.
GUAUCUGAUUUCGAGUACACACCAGCGCUGACCAUUUUCGAUCUCUUCCGUAUUCCUCUCUAUCAUGGCUGGGUGGCGGACCCACAGGAUCGCGAUUUAAUAGAGGCACUCAGGAACCAGACGUACAACCAGGUUGUGGAGAUGAUCAUUGACUACAAAUCCUCUUCUGAUCCUGCUUGUGUUGAAAAAGGUAAUGUUCCCCCUUUAUGCUCUGAGAAGGUAGGCUUUUAA